UUUUUUCAGUGGUGCUGAGGUAACCUCGGUCCAAAACGGCUCCCCUCCCCGGGCUGCUCCCCUCCUGCCCGCGAGUCCCCUCGCCUCGUAGGCAUCUCGGACCUGAUAUCGUGGGGUGAGGUGCGAGCAGGCCCGGGGAGGGUAGUUACCGCUGAGGAGUCGCAGUCGCGAUCACGAUGAUAGAGGUACUGACAACAACUGAAGCUCAGAAACUGCUACACCAGCUGAAUGCACUUUUGGAACAGGAGUCUAGAUGUCAGCCAAAGGUCUUCGGCUUGAGACUAAUUGAGUCGGCUCACGAUAAUGGCCUCCGAAUGACUGCAAGGCUAAGGGAUUUUGAAGUGAAAGAUCUUCUUAGUCUAACUCAAUUCUUUGGAUUUGACACUGAAACAUUUUCUCUAGCUGUGAAUUUAUUGGACAGAUUUCUGUCUAAAAUGAAGGUACAGCCCAAGCAUCUAGGUUGUGUUGGACUGAGUUGCUUUUAUUUGGCUGUGAAAUCAAUAGAAGAAGAGAGGAAUGUCCCAUUGGCAAAUGAUUUGAUCCGAAUAAGCCAGUACAGAUUCACAGUUUCAGACUUGAUGAGAAUGGAAAAGAUUGUAUUAGAGAAGGUGUGUUGGAAAGUGAAAGCUACUACUGCCUUUCAGUUUCUGCAGCUCUAUUAUGCUCUCAUUCAGGAGAAUUUGCCAUUUGAAAGGAGAAACAACCUUAAUUUUGAAAGAUUAGAAGCUCAGCUUAAGGCAUGCCACUGCAGGAUCAUAUUUUCUAAAGCAAAGCCUUCUGUAUUGGCAUUAUCUAUCAUUGCAUUGGAGAUUCAAGCGCAGAAGUGUGUACAAUUAGCAGAAGGAAUAGAAUGUCUUCAGAAACAUUCCAAGAUAAACAGCAGAGAUCUGACCUUCUGGCAAGAGCUUGUGUCCAAAUGUUUAACUGAAUAUUCAUCAAACAAAUGUUCCAAACCAAAUGUUCAGAAGUUGAAAUGGAUUGUUUCUGGACAAACUACAAGACAACUGAAGCAUAGUUACUACAGGAUAACCCACCUUCCAACAAUUCCUGAAACAGUUCCUUAAUUGGAUUAUUACAAUAACAAAAUGCUUUUCUCUACAACCCUGAGCUAUAGAGUUCAUGCUUAGUGUUACAAUGGAUUCAAGCAACUAAGCCUCAAAACAUCACAACUAUAUUAGCACUAAAGUUCUCAGACUUGGGAAAAUUGCCUACUUAACAUUAUGUUAGAGCAGAACAAUAUUUAGAUUUGAAUUCAUCUGUGACACAUACAAAUCAAAGCUAAGAUUAUAACUGUGAAACUCUAAAAAUAAGCCUGGGAAGGUAAACUGUGAAUCUUCAUUUCUAGUGUUGAAUUAAAUUUCUGUAUUGGAUCAAUUAAUUUAGGUGGUGUGGAAA
Elephantulus edwardii (Cape elephant shrew) is the source of this 1395-nucleotide messenger RNA. RefSeq names its product cyclin G1 (gene CCNG1). The coding region runs from base 177 to 1064 and encodes 295 amino acids. Gene Ontology annotation, biological process: regulation of cyclin-dependent protein serine/threonine kinase activity; mitotic cell cycle phase transition. The record is from RefSeq and is a predicted model, not a curated record. Lineage: Eukaryota; Metazoa; Chordata; Mammalia; Macroscelidea; Macroscelididae. Gene Ontology annotation, molecular function: cyclin-dependent protein serine/threonine kinase regulator activity. Gene Ontology annotation, cellular component: cyclin-dependent protein kinase holoenzyme complex; nucleus; cytoplasm. The transcript has 6 exons.